AUGAUCCUUGAAUCGAGAAGAGAAUGGGCGCAGGCUUCAUCACGUCAAUCACGUACCUUCUACACUUCAAAGUUCCACGUCAAACCCAAGCACACAUCUAAAGAAUCUUCGUCAGCCGAAGAAGACACGGAUACAGUCUUACUACCUGAAAAUGAUCUUUUUGUCGACUUGUUGGACUCGUCGAACAAGCCAAACUGGAUGCCUACGCCACCUCAGUACAGCUGGAGCCGCCAUCCCGAGUUCACCAAAACCGAAACAUCUCCUCGAUCCUUCAUACUUGCCAAGACGAAAUUUCGCGCCUACAACCAUUCCUGCACGUCAUUCCUAGACCUUGUCGAAGAUGAGUACUGCUGCAAUGACCCAACCAAACCCGGCUGUCUCAGACUCCGAGUUGGCUCGCGCCACUCAACAUCACUCAACAUAUCACCGCUCCACGCCAAAGGCAAGAGCCGCGCCGACGACACGGCACCCAUAUUCAACGACCACGUCUCCUAUCGCAACUCGUCAAUCCACAUGUGGCCACCGCCCGCAUCGCGCUGCCCAUGCUCCAAGCGGCUGCACGACAUCAUGAACCCGCCGUUGCAGCUGGGCCCAAGCCACGCACGAUCUGUCACCGGUGUCCUGGACGAUCGGACGUUAGUGUAUAUGGUGACGGCGGGGAGGUCGUAUGGUGCCAGCGACGACAGUGCGUUGGGCACCAUUGUGGUCGUGGACUUCACCCGACCAUAUAGCAGCACACCAUCGCAGAUGAGGCGUGUGGACAACGAGCUGGACACCGACGAGGCACACUGGAAGUGGACGACAGGCCAACUUCGCCGAUGCAAGAGUGGGACGUGUCAGUAA
Messenger RNA from Parastagonospora nodorum SN15, 843 nucleotides. RefSeq lists its product as hypothetical. NCBI's taxonomy places the organism in Eukaryota, Fungi, Ascomycota, Dothideomycetes, Pleosporales, Phaeosphaeriaceae. The record is from RefSeq and is a predicted model, not a curated record. Bases 1 to 843 code for a protein of 280 amino acids. The transcript has a single exon.